Rhizoctonia solani is the source of this 1854-nucleotide messenger RNA. RefSeq names its product beta-catenin-like protein 1. The transcript is spliced from 12 exons. Lineage: Eukaryota; Fungi; Basidiomycota; Agaricomycetes; Cantharellales; Ceratobasidiaceae. Bases 1 to 1854 code for a protein of 617 amino acids. Gene Ontology annotation, cellular component: spliceosomal complex. The record is from RefSeq and is a predicted model, not a curated record.
AUGGAUGUUGACGAGCUUUUCAAGGGUUCUAAAGUCACUUUGAGUGGCAACAAGAGAAAGAUGGCAGCCAACCCAACCCCAGAAAUGCUGAAAAGGAUGAAGGUUAACUCUGAACCAGCAUCGGCCAACGGUAGCUCUUCAGGUCCAUCCAAACCCGUUUCACGGCCUGUGACUGUCAGGGACGAAGAGGAGGAUGAGGCAGCACAGAAUUUCGCGCCCGGUGGUGACGCCGACUAUUUUGCAGAAGAGGAUGAUGAGGGAAGAUUCUUCGGCGGAGGGCUCACAGACGAGCAAAAGCAAAUACUUAAUAUCUUUGAUCGGGCGGGAGGAGAGGGCGCGCAGGAUGAAGAAGGCUCUGAGUUAAAUGCCGUCGGAGUUCGUCGGCUCUUGUCGAAACUUGAGAAGGCAGUGGCUAAAAACCAGGACCAGCGUUCGAAAUACCCGAAUGCACCUGAAAAAUUCAUAGAUUCCGAGGCCGAUCUCGAUGCAGCUAUCAAAGCUUUACUACCCCUAGCGCAAGCACCGACUGUAGCAUAUCCUGAACUGAUCAAGUCCGGAGCAACCACUUUGCUCGUGGGAUUGUUAAGUCACGAAAACAUGGAUAUUGUAAUCGAUGUAGUGGAAGUCAUCCAUGAAUUCACUGAUGAAGACGUUGGGGGCGAAGAUGAAGACGAGGACGAGGACGAUGAAGGACAAGUCGUUCGGAAGGGUGAGGGCGCGUUGAAAGACCUUAUUGACUCGAUGGUAACCAGCCAGACGCUGGAGCUCUUGGUCCAAAACCUUUCCAGGAUGGAUGAAAAAGAGGAGACCGACCGGCAGGGCGUCUUUCAUACAUUAGGUAUAUUCGAAAAUGUACUUGCCUCACGACCCACUCUGGCCGAAACCUUGGUUUCUACUACUACGAUCGUCCAGUGGCUCCUCAAUCGCAUAAUCCAAAAAGAGCAUGACGAUAAUCGUGGCUAUGCUGCAGAGGUGCUUUCAAUUCUAGUCCAAUCGUCAAGGAGCAACCGCCUGGUUUUGGCCAAAGCGGACGGGAUCGACACUAUUCUACGCGCACUAAAUACAUUCAGAAACCGGGAUCCCGCGGGCCCUGACGAAACCGAAUUUAUGGAGAACGUUUUUGAUGCACUAUGCUCAUCUUUAGCCGAGCCGGAAAUUCGAGAACAAUUCCAGCAAGCUGAAGGGGUUGACCUUAUGGUAUUAAUCAUGAAGGAAAAUCGUGCAUCUAAAUCGCGUGCUAUCAAGGUCUUAGACUAUGCGUUAUCCGGCCCGCUUGGUGCUGCAAAUUGUAGUACAUUUGUUGAAGCAGUGGGCCUGAAGCCCCUUUUUUCCGCAUUUAUGGGAAAGAGCGCAAAAAAGAGCAAAACUGGAACUGCUAUGCCCGCUUCGGAGGAUAUUGGGCACAUUCUCGGCGUUAUUUCUAGCCUUUUCGCCAAUUUGGAUUCCGACUCGCCUCCGCGUAUACGAGUGCUAGCAAAAUUCGUAGAGGCGGAGUUGAGGAUUACCGACAGAGAGAUCAACGCUGAAAAGAAAGAACUAUUGGCAGCCGGAGAAGACGUAAGCGAGAUGGAGGAUUUGUUUCUCCUAAGACGGUUGGAUGGCGGUCUUUUUACCCUCCAAACUAUCGACGUUUUAUUGGCGUGGGUUAUAAUGGAGGACGACGGUAUUAAACAACAUGUGGAGAUGUUGUUUGGUCGCCGAGGCAAAACCGUAAAGGACAUCGAAAAAGUGCUUAGAAGCUAUCUUGAGAAUAUUGGCGAGGCGGAUCCAGAAGAUGAGACCCCCGAGGCAAUCACUUCCACCGCUCAGCGAAACAUCUUGACUGGGUUGAUUGGAUUCAUUGAGGGAUGCUGA